UGUUAUCGAACCCUCAUUUUGCAAAGUAAUACUUUGGUGGCGUAUAUUCAUUUAUAUGUAUAUGGAUGUAUCCUCUCAUAUAUCACAUCAUACUUAAGGAUCAAGGUUUGCACGAUACGUCUAAGAGAGUUUUAGCUGAGAAGCUUGUAUGAUAAAGCUGACUAACGAGCAACUGACGUGAUGCCGGAAGAUCCUGGAAGGUUACCGGGAACCAAUCUUGAGGAAAAGAUUAUGAUUAUAGAUUAUUUCAAAAACUCAAACAAACCGCAAAGUGAAACAGUAGAGCAUUUCAAGGACAAGUUCUCCAUUUCCACUUCUAGCUUCAGCGAAUGGCUGAAGCAUGAAGAAGAAUUAAGGGAACGGUAUAUCAGAGCUGUCAAUGGCCCACGAGGCGUAUCAGAAAAUUUAAAGCUUUCAAAACGAAAGUCGACAUUCAAAUAUGGCCCGAUCAAUGAUGCAAUGCACAAGGUAGUCAGUGAACGAUUGAGUAUGGAUUUACCUGUUACUGAACCUAUUUUGCGGCAUUAUUGGUCUGAAUUUACAAAAGAAUAUGGUGUUACCGACCCUAAAAGAGCAAAAUCUUUUAGUCAUGGAUGGCUGGCAAAUUUCAAGAAACGGCAUGGUUUAACGAAAGUCAAAAAGGUAAAAUCAUUAACUAAAAAUGCGUUUAACGCUUACCAAGGGAAUGGUAUCAAUGGAUCCACAACCAACAUUUCAAAAAGUGGCACUUAUUCUGAAAAUCGAGAUCUACCGAAUACAAGUGAUAAUUUUCUGCGUAGUGCACCUAAAUCAAGAGAGAUGUAUCCGGUGAGCCUUUCAACAGUUGUCAAUAACUCCACCAACAAUUCCGGCCAAUACUCGUUAAAUUUUGCUCCUAUAGCGGGUGUCAAUUCUUACGAACAGGAUAACAACGCUAAAAGCCUUUUAGUUAGUAACAAACGAAAUAAAAUGUCUCCAGUUAAUGGGGUCAAUGGCAUCUACAACUCUGGUAACGGCACUUACUCUGCUGAAGUGCCUUCUCCAUCACCGCCAUCCCAACUUUCCGAAAAUAAUAAAAAAUCCAACUCAUCAACAACUUUGAACUAUUUGCUAAUAUCUAACGAGAAUGGAGGCAGCUAUUCAAGCCUUUCCUAUGUACGACCAAGGCCAGAUACAGAAUAUUCUCUUUUGCCAAACGAAUAUCAAAAACCUUCUAGCGUAACUUUCAGCAAUAUCACCGAGAACAAUACCAAUACCAAUACCAAUACCAAUAAUGAAAACAGUGGUACCACUGCUAUUGAUUCUAGUACUAACCGCAGUAGCAGUGGUAAUGAUUACGAUCAGAAAAAUAGGACUCCAGGAGAUACUAAUGAAGAUAAUAGCAGUACGAGUAAAACUCAUACCAGCAGCACUAGUCCAGGUAAUAAGUAUGGUAGUGGCGGCGACACUAAUAAUUCCGGUGCAAAUGGAUCUAGUAGUACAGGUUCUCAGUUUAAUCUACAACAAAUUUUGAAUUCACAUCUUUCUAAGCCCCUCACGUCUACACCAAUACAACAUUCGAACUUUAGUAUCAAUAUGAAUCCUGGGAUGAAUUCAAGAGCAGGUCCUCACUAUCAAAACCUCAUUUAUGCUCGAAAUAAUGGCUCAACUUCAAUGGGACGUAAAAAUUUAAACCCCACAGCAUCACCAGUAUAUAGCAAUGGAACUGGAACUGGAACUGGAACUUUCAUGAGCAAUGUUCAAAACACUAUGUUGGAAAGUAUGUCAAAUGUACCCAAAAAAGCUUCUGCAAAUUAUGCUUCUACGCCUUCUUCAUCUCUGCCAGUACAAAGCUUUCUUCCUAAAGUAAAUGCGCAAUCCAGCGCAAUUCUCUCCUCGGUGGAGAAUAAAAUACCAUAUCACAAUUAUAGUACGAGCGCUUUGAACUCAAGACAACUUCCAGAGGAUUAUAUAAACACUUCUAGCAGGAUGGUCUUAGAUAUUGGUGAUAAAGCAGGCAAAAAUGAACCAGUACUAGUCCAGGCUAGGCAUUUGUUACCUAUUGUUAGUCAUCCACAAUCCUUCAAUUAUUCUGAAGUAGAUUCCAAGGAGAGACAAUCCAGGAAAGCUGAUGACGUUGCUGCCCCUAUUGAUACGGCAAGAAUCAAAGUAACUUCAGAAGAUUACAAUAAUGAAUCAAGUUGGAGACUUGAAAGCAAAAGCUUUGAUGAGAAAGAAAAAUUCAGCUUUGAUGACAUGGAGAAGCUUUUGUUUGUGCAUGCGGAUAAAUUUUUUAAGCAGUUCAAAGGUACCCACGAGUUUGAGCAGUCUAAGGAAUUAUUUGAAGAGUUCAAAACACGAUUUAUGGCAGACAAACACCAGUAUUUAGCUCAUGAGAAGAAACGUCGAAGGAAUUCUGAAAACACCUAUUCCGGCAUUACUACUACCGGAAGGGAUUAUGAUAGUGGGUAUUCGGAUAAUUUGUUUUCCAAAAAAUGAGUACUUGUCAUCUCCAUUAUUUUCUGGAACUUGGAAAGAUUCAAUGUAAACCUAUUAUUUCGCAGUGUUUUCCGGAGGUUUCAAUCCCGUUACCUCUGCUGUGGCUUUGUAUCAAUUGUAUAUUAGAAAAUGAUGUAUUUUUUUGUUUGGUAAACAAAU
Molecule: messenger RNA, 2616 nt
Organism: Pichia membranifaciens NRRL Y-2026
Lineage: Eukaryota; Fungi; Ascomycota; Pichiomycetes; Pichiales; Pichiaceae
Exons: 1
Coding region: 181-2457 (758 amino acids)
Source: RefSeq, a predicted model, not a curated record